AUGUUAAAUCAAACAAAGAUAACUAAAUUUAUUCUUCUGGGGAUUUCUGAUAUUCGAGAACUACAAUAUUUAUACUUUGUAGUUUUUCUUGCCAUUUACUUAACAGCACUAACUGGAAAUUUUCUCAUCAUCACAACUGUUGUUCAGAAUCCUAAGCUCCACAACCCCAUGUAUUUCUUCCUAGUCAAUUUAUCUUUAGUAGAUGUUUGCUACAUUUCAACAACAGUUCCCAAAUCCCUGGACCACAGCUUGAGAAAUUAUAAAGAGAUUUCAUUUUGGGGGUGUGUUAUUCAAGUUGCUUUGGUGGUGAUGCUUGUAACAGCUGAGGUGACUUUGCUCACUGCUAUGGCUUAUGAUCGCUAUGUAGCCAUAUCUUAUCCUCUUCAGUAUCAGCUGAUUAUGAACUGGAAUGCCUGCUUUCAAAUGGUAGCAGCUUCUUGGAUCACCAGCAUAAUCUGUGCACUAAUACAAACUACACAGACCUUUAAAUUAUAUUUCUGCCAGUCCAAUGUUAUAAAACAAUAUUUCUGUGAUAUCCCUCAGCUAUUGAGCCUAUCUUGUACUGACACUGCAAUCAAUAAGAAGUUGAUAUGUGCUGUGACAGUUAUUGUAGGGUCCUUCUGCAUUUCAUCUAUCUUUGUUUCUUAUGGGUUAAUCCUCUCUACUGUGUUCAAAAUGAAAUCAAUUAAAAAUAGGCAAAAGGCCAUUUCCACCUGCAUUCCACACUUGACAAUCUUUUCUUUGUUUGCUGUUACUGCUACAUUCUCUUAUGCCAGACCAAGAGCUAUGUCCUCUGACUUUACGGAUUUGUUGACAGCCCUUUUGUACACUAUCCUACCACCAUUAAUUAAUCCCAUUAUCUAUACUCUGAGAAACAAGGAAAUCCAACUUACUUUGUUGAAAUUAUUCAAGUUAUUUGAGUUAUUGAAUCAGACAUCUACUAAGAUCUCAACAAUUAUUGUUCCUGGAAUGUUCAUUUAUUUGCUGAUCGGGGCAGUCAUCUCCCAGUUCCUCAAGCAUCUUAGUUGGGGCAGAACUUAUGAUAAUCCAAUGUCCUCUAUUGAUUUGAAUUGGAAAUCACUAUUGCUGGCUUCAGUAUUUGGGAGUCAGGUGCAGGUGAAGAUUGCAGAAGACAGAUAUGCAAUCCUAGAAAAAGAUACAACUGUUUUUAAAUAG
This is a messenger RNA of Protobothrops mucrosquamatus (brown spotted pit viper), 1176 nucleotides long. RefSeq names its product olfactory receptor 14C36-like. Lineage: Eukaryota; Metazoa; Chordata; Lepidosauria; Squamata; Viperidae. The coding region runs from base 1 to 1176 and encodes 391 amino acids. The transcript is spliced from 4 exons. Gene Ontology annotation, cellular component: membrane. Gene Ontology annotation, biological process: G protein-coupled receptor signaling pathway. Gene Ontology annotation, molecular function: G protein-coupled receptor activity; olfactory receptor activity. The record is from RefSeq and is a predicted model, not a curated record.